Messenger RNA from Porites evermanni, 2469 nucleotides. The record is from the annotation of a GenBank genome assembly. Lineage: Eukaryota; Metazoa; Cnidaria; Anthozoa; Scleractinia; Poritidae.
CUUCCAUCUUCGGACUAUCCGGCUUCUGCUGGCUAUGUCUCUCCGGGAGUAAUACUGAUGGUGAAUGAUAUGAAAGAAGUUGAACUGAAGGGGCGAGACAAAUUUGUCGCAACAGAUGUGACAGUUUCUGUCACUUGUAAACCGAAACACAUAUACCCCAGUUCUGCUACGAACUGGGCCAAUGAUUUAGUUGCCUGCAGGUACCGUUUUUGCAAUGAGCAUGAAGUGCCAAGCACAUCAGAGUCCAAGAACAACAUCAGUAAUUAGAUACCCUAUCUGGUAGCCAUAAGAGAUUCAUUGUUCCAAUUUGAACUAAUGACAAUCAAAGAAGAUUAUGAAAAAGUGGUAGAAGGAGGAGACCAUCUGUCAAGAGAAUUACUUAGAGUAGAAGUCCUUCUCAAGAGAGUAAAUGUGUGCCUAAUGGAGACAGCUGAGGACCUAAAGCAAGAGUCAGUGAUAGGAAAAAUGUUUGCAGAUCUUUCUCUUUUGGCAGAUCAGCUAAAAGAUAUAGGUACAGGCCUUUAAAAGCUUUUGUAUUUUUGAUAUUCUGUCAAGGCUGUCAAUAAUAUAGGGCUGGAUGGCUGGGAUUCCCCCCGGCUACUUAGAUCAUGAGCCCAGCUACUUUCAUAUGAGAAACCAAAAGGAGAAUAGAACCGAAAAACCUUCCUAGUAGUUCAAUUCCCACCUACCAGUUGCAUAAACCCAGCAAGUUAAACUGUUCCUAGUGACAGCCAUGUUCUGUGCUUUAUUUUACCUGUUUUAGCGAUUCAGUAGUACUCAGUAGUACUCUUCCAGUAAUUCUCUUAAACCCCAGAAAAAAAUAUCAACUGAAAUUCAGAAAAGCAAUUGCAUAUUCACUGCUAGCAUACUCAACUUUCCACAGUGAAAGAGUGCUUUGAUUUUUCCCCUUGGAAUGCCAUUGAAUGAAUUAAAAAUGAGACUCAAAGGAUUUCAUUACCAUAAUAUUAAAGCUUGCUUAAAUUUAGCCUAAUGUUGUUGACAAUAUUAUUUUUUUCUUGAUUUAAGAUAACAAACUUAAAUCCCAGACAUGGAAAGAUUUACAUUCCAGUUACCUAAAGGCAAAAUCAAUGUGCCAAGAAAUUCGCAGGGAAAUUGUAUGCAUUGGCAUCCCUCAACACAGGUAAAAUAGAAAUGAUGAACAUGAUGUGAUAGAAUUAAGCAAUAGAAAAUCAAGUGUAAGCUUCUUAAAUGCCUCUACGUGUAAGUGCUUUAGUGGGUGUAAACAAACCCAGCUUGUAAGAGAAAGAAAGGGUGAUUGGAUUGGAGAUUUUGCAGGGUUAAAUCAAGAUUUUGCUGUUUACAGUCAACACAUGGGAAUGACUUCUCAGCCAGAUUAAACCGUAUGUUUAAUAUAUAUAUCUAUAUAUGUUAUUAUUUUCUGACCUUCUGGUGUUUAAUUUCCCAUUACAUUUUAGGCCUCUCGACAUUCAAUCAUCUGAUGCCGGCCCUGGAGUUUCGACUCAUGAGCAAAUGAGCCAGCUACGUAUGGCAGAAUAUUUUAUGAUAAACAAUCUAGAUCUUCAAUGUAGAUUGCAUUAUGCACCUUAUGACUCAUCAACUCAUAUUGUCGAGAGGGUAAUGAGAUCACUGAAUGAGUGUCUUGGUGAUGGAAGAGCAAUCCCAGUUCCUUCCACAUCACUUGUUGACAGUGAAGGAAAAUUUAAGAUGACCGCCUUGACCAAUGAAGAGAUUCAGAGAAUACACAAAGAGGAUCAGGUCAGAAUUUCAAAGGACUGUGCAGAACAGGUCAAGAAGAGAUUUAAUGGGAAAUCAUGCAUGGGAACAUCUAUCCAUGCCAACACCCCUUGGUAUCAAGAGUAUCAGUGUUUCUUCUUUGAUGAAUGGUACAUGACAAAAUGUGCAAGUGCUAGCUCCAAGUCAGUUCUUGAGCAAUGUGCAGGAAAGGAAUACUACAAGUUUGUUAAGAAUUUCUUUGAAGAUCAUUACAUGUUGUAUGACAAUGGUUUUGAAGGGAUCAGAAGUGGCUGCCAGGAGAAACAGGGUGUCUUGUGUGACUUUCACAAGUACACUGAAAAGAAGGAUGUCUUGGCUUGUGUGUGGAGUGGAAUCCCUGUAACUAGAGUCCAACCACCAGUCCCAGACUGCUCAUUUACUGAUGUGUUCCACUAUGCCCUUCCAAAUGACAUUUCCUGUGGAAAUAUUACAGAAAAAUUUGGUCUUAAGAAGGAGCAUGUCAUGGAUAUCUCACAGAGGGCUGUUGAUGAUUUUUCACCAAGGAAGCAACUUGAGAGGCUGAUUAAUAGUUGUGGUGACCCUGAUUUUAUAGUUCAUGAUGAUGUCAGCAAUGAUUGUUCUACUGAUUCAGUUCAUGCUAUCAUUGAUAAAAAUGAAACACUGAGUAAGAUGCUAGCAGAAGUUGACAAUUUUGUACCUAAGUAUGCAGGAGAAGACCUAAGAGAGACUGUUGUUGCUGAAAUAAAGAGGCGC